Messenger RNA from Dermacentor andersoni, 989 nucleotides. NCBI's taxonomy places the organism in Eukaryota, Metazoa, Arthropoda, Arachnida, Ixodida, Ixodidae. The record is from RefSeq and is a predicted model, not a curated record.
AUGCUCGUGAAGGUCGAGGCCGUGUCUGUGCUCGAGAAGGUCGACAGUCUCGGCCUCUCUGUGCCCCUGUCCCUGUCGCUGAGCCUUGCAGGGCGAUACUACGAGCCCAAAUUGACCGACCCCGUCUCGCCCACGGAUGAGGAGUUUGCGUUAUUUAAACCCUGCCGAGAUUUCAACACGUCCCGAUACGGCGAUCCCGUCUCGGUGGUGUGCGAGUCGGGUAAUAUGGACUGGAAAUUUGAACAGAUGAAAAAGCACCUCUAUGCGUACGCAUUUAGCAAGUCACAGAGGCGCACACUCACAUACGACACCAAGCAAACUCUAACUACUAAGGCAAGCCAAAAUCAACGUAUUUAAAAGACCGACUAUGGCAAAGUAGUUGUCCGGAAUCCCGCAGGGUGGAGGAAAGUUCUGAAAAGGGAAAGCAUUGCCGUCUACCAGACUAGCAUGAAGCUACGAAGAAAAGCCGUACGCCCAGGUUUUUCACAAAGUAGGCUUCACAAAUGAAGAAAACUUCGUUCAGGUUUGGUUGCAUUCUCAGACAAGGACGAACUUCUGUUCAUUUUUGCUUAGCCCUACCAGUUGUGUAGAUGGCAAAUCUCCCUUUUCAUUUCAAGGAUGACUCAUACAAAAUUGUGCUCAUUUAUUUAUGAGGACUUUUCGAGCCACUUAGUAUUGCGUUAAGUGAUAAUAAAAAAAAGGAAGUAGUGGGUGAAGGGAUGUUCGAAGUUUAAAUACGAUUGUAACGGGGUUUUUUCUUGAUUAGUAUUUGAUUCGCGAAUUCACUGGUAGAAAUUCGUGAGUGUUUAUUUCUUUCUAAUGCGAGGGCAAGAACCAUUAUUGGUGCCUAGGUAGAGAAAAGUAGACGCACGUGGGAACUGAUUGGAAUGACUGAGCUACAGGCGAGCCACCGUUAUCGCCGAGGCACACGGGCUGCUGGGCGAAGACAUGAUGGACUACUUUAACUGCACCGUUCAAACCAAUAUAAA